AUGUCUUAUAGUUCAUAAUAAUCUAUAAAAUUGGAUGAUUAUCGAGAUAUAGCUGUUGACAUAUCAUAAAGUUUGAUUGCUGUUCGUUCGAUAAUACGAGAGAUAUUAAGACGUUCUAGUGUGAUUUUAAUAGAAAAGCAUCUCGAAUAAUCUAUUCCUCUGAUAAUGCCAAAAUGGACUCUAUAGUUUUCAGAGGAUGUUGUGUCGUUGGGCAUUCAUGAACCUGAUGAGAUGAUGACAGAGAAGAUUAAUUAGGGUUUAGUUCUAGAAACAGAACCAGAAAUAAGAAUUCAAGAUUGUUGGAGAAGUUAUAUUGCAAAUAUUGACCUGCGAUUUCACCAGACUACACAUACCAGUCAUAGUGUGACGAAAUCUCAUUUCUCUUUUAAUCCAGGAUAUCAGAGAAGUUCGGUUACAAUAAAGAGAGCUUCAUAAAUACUAAAAACUCAAUUCGAACCAUUUGAGCCAGAGUUUGUUAAUAUGUAACAAAAAGUAGAGGACGAUCCCUUUGAUUAAGGAUUAAGAUAGCAGUUGGAGAGAGAUUAAUAAUUGCGACAGUAGAAAUGGUAGGCUGAACAAUAGAGGAUUGCAGAGAAGAAAGAAUAAUUGAGAUAGAUCAGACUAUUGGCAAGUUCAUUCACAGGCGAUAAGAAAUAUACGUUUGAUUAUGAGGGGAAGUUCAUGCCAUAGAAUAUACCUCAGGUUGAGUAAUUAGCACCUAUCAGACCCAGAGUAAGUUCGAUGGUACAAUUUUCAGAAAAGAAUAAGGUAAUUGAAUUUGGGAAGUCAUUUGCUCAUGUGAAAAUAGAGGGAGAUAAACCUUUUUUGGGGAGUCAAAUGAAUUUCUAAUAGAAAUAAUAAUAGAAUGUAUUUGAUCAAAUAGAAGUAGCUAAAGGUGUUACUUUGACAGAAGGUUAGAAUUAAAAAUAAGGACCUUCAUUCUCGAAUAAUUAGAAUUUAUAAUUAUGGGAGGAGGGAUUGAAGUUAACUAAAAGUGAAUAUUAAUAAUUUGUGUAAGGAAUUUAAGGAGGAGUGAAAAUAUCAAAGAUUAUCCAAGAUACAUCAUCUAUUAAUGAUAUAGAGCCAUCUCGAGUGAAUUUAAAUACAUCUAUAGUAAAUUCUACAACUGUGAAGGAGGGUUCAAUCAGGAUAGAUGGAAACAUCAGUGUGGAAGAAUUGUUGAUUACAGAAGAACCAACACCUAUUAAAAUCGAUGUUUAAUAGCCAUUACCGAAGUUGCUAUUAAAAUAAAAAGAUCUCUCAUAAUUAUUAACUAUCACUACUGAAGCAUUGAAAUAGGGGAAACCGAAAUUACCAAAAGCGAUGAGCUCGUAACAUUCACUACCUCAACUUACUAAGAAUCCUAGAGAUAGAACGAUAAGUUAACUGUAGAAAUUUAAAAUGAUUAUUAAGUAAUGA
This is a messenger RNA of Paramecium tetraurelia, 1419 nucleotides long. RefSeq lists its product as uncharacterized. The record is from RefSeq and is a predicted model, not a curated record. NCBI's taxonomy places the organism in Eukaryota, Ciliophora, Oligohymenophorea, Peniculida, Parameciidae. The transcript has a single exon.